AUGUCCAGCAAGUAUCCCGACGCCGAGAUGGGAGGAAAUUUGCAUACAUGCGAUGUGCUAGACCAACACCCGGGCCUGUUCAAAGACGAGCGGCAUACAGUGGGUGCCUUUCUAGACAAGAGCAUGGCAAAUGUUCUCAGCAAAGCGGAUGUCUACCAAGUCCAAAUGGGCGUGUGCCAGAGAAGAGUGAUGAUGCUACGAAAGACUGUUGGAAUACGGAGGAGGGUUCUGGGUCCCACCCACAGCCCGACAGUCCAACGUAUCUAUCUUCUGAGCACAUCACUGCUUAGCGCGAAACAGUCCUCAGAGGCAGAGAAGAAUCUGCGCUUUGCGCUGGAGUGGUUCAGUGAGGCUCGGCACCUGGAUGACGAAAGAACGCUGUUUUGCUUCCUAAAUCUCAAUGCGUCGCUUCAAGCCCAGGGGCAGGUACGCCUGGCAGAAAUAUGCACUUCAAGCCCUGGGAUUGCUGUCGCUGGUCUUGAAGUGUCAGGGCAAGCACCAAGAAGCCGAGAAGUAGAGGCCCUACUUCAAUACCUGAUUCAACGACCAGAGAUGGGCGUAGGUCACAAGACUUAUGCCAAAAUUAUGGGCUUGCAUGGGUUCGGGGUUUGCCAAUGGCAGCAGGUAGAGGCCUUCUCCGGCAGGCCUUCGAAAUAG
Molecule: messenger RNA, 657 nt
Organism: Verticillium alfalfae VaMs.102
Lineage: Eukaryota; Fungi; Ascomycota; Sordariomycetes; Glomerellales; Plectosphaerellaceae
Exons: 3
Coding region: 1-657 (218 amino acids)
Molecular function (GO): protein binding
Source: RefSeq, a predicted model, not a curated record